This is a messenger RNA of Bombyx mori (domestic silkworm), 1922 nucleotides long. RefSeq lists its product as uncharacterized. The coding region runs from base 7 to 1206 and encodes 399 amino acids. The transcript is spliced from 4 exons. NCBI's taxonomy places the organism in Eukaryota, Metazoa, Arthropoda, Insecta, Lepidoptera, Bombycidae. The record is from RefSeq and is a predicted model, not a curated record.
AUAACUAUGAAGUCUCCAGAGUAUCUAUCAAAAGAUAUUUUAGAUGAGGACUUCGUUCGGGUUUUUCGUUUUCCAUUUUUGGUGCAAAUGGUGCUAGGAUCAUGCAGAGUCCACUUGAAAGCCAGAUUCAUUACUAUACCGACGCUCGGUCAAAAACUUUACACAGUAAUGAGCAUAAUAAUUUGUUCUUUGUUGUAUUUUAAUAUCACGAAGCUUUAUAUAUCUCUAUAUUACGAACAAAGUAUCGUGUACUUUCUUUUUUUGACUGUGGCGGGCUUGGAUCAGUUAUCUUUUUUUGCAAAUUUAAUUCAUGUGCGAUUUCUUAAUGGGGAAACUAAUACUGGAUUCUGCAUCAUGAUGCAGAGAAUUGAUCGGAAAAUGAAGAUUGAUCACAACAAUAUUUUCAACAAAACGGUUAUUCGAGCUAAUAUAUUAACGAUUACAUUAAUUAUAUUACUUUACAUGAGCCUUGUAAUAUCAACGAUAAUAUUGAAAAAAUACUCACUGGUUACUUUGUUUGGAUUGGUGCACGGUCAAUUAAUACUUCUGGUCGAAAUGGCGUACUGUUCAAAUCUAAUUAUAUUUUUCUUUAUACGUGUUCGUUUUGUGAAUGCUAUAAUAAAAAAUCAUGUUCAUCCGGAAAAUCAAAAUCAACCACCGAAACUUGUAAGGUACUUUGUAACUAAUAGAAUUAUGAGGUACCUCGCUGCACAAACACAUGACUUCAUCGUAAACGACACAGAUGUUUAUUUGAAGCAAAUAUUCGAAGGAUUUUCGAUGUUUAUCGAUAUUUAUAGAUUUCAGGUAUGCCUCUUUUGCAUAAAGCUAAUUGUAAUGAGCCUGCUAACCUUCGAAUUCUGCUUGGUUGGGAUACAAAAAAAUGUUUUAGCAUCAAAGAAUUUAGCAAACUAUUAUGUUAUAGUACAUUCUGUUAUUGGAUUUAUCACUGCGUUGUAUAUAAGCGGACGCUGUGAAUUUUUCUUCAGAGAAAUACGAGAAACUAAGCGUUUGGCCGUUGCUGUCCUGUUGAAAUAUCAAGAAGGUCCCCUCAGAGAAAAGGCGACAAGAAUGUUAAAAAUUAUAGAAGAGUCAACCCCCCAAUUUUCCAUUUACGACAUGUGGAAUAUGGACGGCUACAUCUUCAUAAGAAUCUGCAGUUUAGUCACAAACCUCAUUGUGACUUUAUUACAAUUCGCUUACUUAUAAAAUUGAACGCUGUGUAGAAAUAGAUAUGAGAUAAUAUAUCAAUACUAUUACAUAUAUGAGAUAAUAUAUCAAUACUAUUUUCGCAAUGAUAGAUAAUAAACUUCGACUGACUUGAUGAGGUAGUUGUUAGAGCUCCUGAGUGUUAGGCCGAGGGUCGCGGAUCCCAUUCCUGCUUCAUGGGUCAUUUGCUCUUUGGGUGUUUAAUGUCGAUUUUUUUUUCCGUCCCAUCAUCAAAGGCGUCUAUCGUCUGUCUUCGUUUUCGGAAGCGGUCUCUUAACAUCCAGUAUGUAUACAAAAAUAGGCAGCGUCAUUUCAAAGAUCGCAAUUUGCAUAGAUUUGUUAAAGAAAUACAGCCAAUAACUCCAUCCCGCUAAGUUAAAGUCCCGGGAACAACCGCGGUAUGGAUUGGAUCUUUUAGGCAGGCCACAACUAAACAUUACAAUGCCUACUUAUGAAGAAUUGUGACCACGUAAAAAAUAUACAAAAGAAUAUUGAAAAUGAUUUAUUUCAAGAUAAAAAGUUUUACAAACUUGUAAUAUAAGUAAAAACUACAUGCAUAUAAUAUAUAAUUAAAAAUUGUCAAAAUUUCUAAAUUAGAAAUUCAGGUUUCACAUAAAACGGAUCCAAACACUGAAUUAGAAAUUAAAAGUUAAAAUAAAUAUUUUUAUAAAUUAAAUAGAGAUACAAGAUUUGGACGGACUUAGAGAAAAAAAUAA